Molecule: messenger RNA, 1565 nt
Organism: Stomoxys calcitrans (stable fly)
Lineage: Eukaryota; Metazoa; Arthropoda; Insecta; Diptera; Muscidae
Gene: Yp3
Product: vitellogenin-3
Exons: 2
Coding region: 97-1401 (434 amino acids)
Molecular function (GO): lipase activity
Source: RefSeq, a predicted model, not a curated record
GCAUUGAGGCACAGUUCAACUUUUUGUUCGCAACGGUAAAGGAAUACGACGUACCCAACCUUCAAAUCACUGAGAUAACUGCGUUAACCGUUUAGGAUGAAUCCAUUGGGAGUUUUGUGUGUUGUAGCCUGUGUGGCUGCCGUUGCGUUGGCCUCGCCAACACAACAAAUCAGCAACUUGAAGCCCUCCGAAUGGUUACAGCCCAGUGAAUUGGAGCAGACACCAUCGUUGAAUGAAAUCACUUUCGAGAAAUUGGAGAAUAUGCCAUUGGGCAAGGGUGCAAAAUUGAUGCGCAAAUUUUAUCACUUGUCUCAAAUCGAUCGGUCCAUUACUCCCGAUUUUGUGCCCAGCCCUAGCAAUAUUCCCGUCUACAUCUUCAAUCACAAGGGCCAAAAGAAAGUUGCCACUUUGAGCAACUAUGUCGAAGAAGCCAAGAAAAUUGAAGACUUUGGCGAUGAGGAAGUCACCAUUUUCAUCACCGGCUUGCCCGAAUCCUUGGAGACUGUCAAAAAGGUCAAUACCCAGAUGAUCAAGUCCUACAUCCAAAGUAUGAGCCAAAAAUCCGAAACUAUGGAAAAAAACCAAAAAUAUCAAAAAUACGCCAACGUUGAAGAAGAUAAUGAUGAUAAUGAUGAUGAUGAUGACGAUGAUGAUCAAUCCAACAACUGGGACAAUGAAAAAUCCUCCGGCGCUUACCUCAUUGUCAUCGACUUGGGCAACACCAUCACCGACAUGGAACGUUAUGCCACUUUGGAUGUCUUCAGCUGCGGUAAAAUGAUUGCCACAACUUUGAUCAAAUUGACCAACGAAUGCGAUGUGCCCUUGGAUGUUAUCCAUGUCAUUGGCCAAGGUUUGGGUGGCAAUGUUGCCGGCGCUACUGGCAAGGUAUUCUACGCCAUCACUGACCACAAAUUGCGCCGCAUUACCGCUUUGGACCCUGCCAGCCAAAUGGCCAAGCAUCCCAAUAUGUUGACUGCUUUGGCUCGUGGCUCUGCUGAUUUCGUUGAUGCCAUCCACACCUCCGCCUUGGGUAUGGGCACCACCAGACGUGUCGGCGAUGUUGAUUUCUUCCCCAAUGGUCCUUGCGAUGGUGUUAAUGGCUCCAAGAACGUUAUCGAUGCCCAUAUGCGUGCCACCAGCUUCUUUGCCGAGUCCGUUCGUCCCGCCAACCAUCGCAACUUCCCCGCCAUUGAGUCCAUCUCCUUGAAGCAGUACAAGAGCAACGAUGGCUAUGGCAAACGCACCUACAUGGGAAUUGCUGCCGCUCGUGAUCUCUCCGGUGACUACAUCUUGGAGGUCAACGACCAUAGUCCCUUUGGCCAGAGAACACCUGCCCACAAGCAAAACACCUACCAUGGUGUCCACAAAACUUCGUACCUGCAAAACGAUGAAAGCUAUUAGAAAAAAUCAUUGGCGUAUGUCACACCGUUUAGAAAAGCCUUGAACUGUGAACCUUUUUUUUUAGUUUUAUUUUCGUUUUUUAUCCAUAACUGAGUUACUGCUAUUCCAAAUUGUGUUUGUAGUAGAGACAUAAAAAUUUAAGAAAAUGUCGGUACCAAUAAAAA